Molecule: messenger RNA, 1661 nt
Organism: Antrostomus carolinensis (chuck-will's-widow)
Lineage: Eukaryota; Metazoa; Chordata; Aves; Caprimulgiformes; Caprimulgidae
Product: voltage-dependent L-type calcium channel subunit beta-4
Exons: 12
Coding region: 407-1156 (249 amino acids)
Biological process (GO): calcium ion transmembrane transport
Cellular component (GO): voltage-gated calcium channel complex
Molecular function (GO): voltage-gated calcium channel activity
Source: RefSeq, a predicted model, not a curated record
AGCAGAUUCGUACACAAGCAGACCCUCAGACUCUGAUGUCUCUUUGGAAGAAGAUAGAGAAGCAAUCCGCCAAGAGAGAGAACAGCAAGCAGCUAUACAACUUGAAAGGGCAAAGUCCAAACCAGUAGCAUUUGCUGUUAAGACUAAUGUGAGUUACUGUGGAGCGCUGGAUGAAGAUGUUCCUGUCCCAAGCACUGCCAUCUCUUUUGAUGCCAAGGACUUCUUACACAUUAAAGAGAAAUAUAAUAACGACUGGUGGAUAGGAAGGCUGGUGAAGGAGGGCUGCGAGAUUGGCUUCAUUCCAAGCCCACUUAGACUGGAGAACAUCCGCAUUCAACAGGAGCAGAAGAGAGGACGUUUCCAUGGAGGGAAAUCAAGUGGAAAUUCUUCUUCAAGUCUGGGAGAGAUGGUUUCUGGCACAUUUCGAGCCACACCCACUUCCACGGCAAAACAGAAACAAAAAGUGACAGAACACAUUCCCCCAUAUGAUGUCGUACCAUCGAUGAGACCUGUUGUCUUGGUGGGUCCAUCACUGAAAGGCUAUGAGGUGACAGACAUGAUGCAGAAAGCUCUCUUUGACUUCCUGAAGCACAGGUUUGAUGGGAGGAUAUCAAUAACUAGAGUGACAGCUGACAUUUCUCUUGCUAAGAGGUCUGUUCUAAAUAAUCCAAGCAAGAGGGCAAUAAUUGAGCGGUCAAAUACAAGAUCCAGUUUAGCUGAAGUUCAGAGUGAAAUUGAAAGAAUCUUUGAGCUGGCAAGGUCUUUACAACUGGUUGUCCUGGACGCAGACACUAUCAAUCACCCUGCACAACUUAUCAAGACAUCUUUAGCACCAAUUAUUGUCCACGUUAAAGUGUCUUCUCCAAAGGUUUUGCAGCGACUGAUUAAAUCUAGAGGAAAGUCACAAAGUAAACACUUGAAUGUUCAGUUGGUGGCAGCUGAUAAACUUGCACAAUGCCCACCAGAAAUGUUUGAUGUAAUUUUGGAUGAAAAUCAGCUUGAAGAUGCUUGCGAACACUUGGCAGAAUAUCUGGAGGCAUACUGGCGUGCUACUCACACCACCAGUAGCACACCCAUGACUCCUCUCCUGGGGCGAAAUUUAGGAUCCACUGCACUUUCACCAUAUCCCGCUGCAAUCUCUGGAUUACAGGGAUAGCUCAAAAACGGCUGAACUUUGAAACUUCAAACGUGGCAUGUAAAUAGUCCUUAAUGAGAAGUACGUGCUUUACUAAGUUUGAAAAUGGCAAAUGUUUUUGAUUCGUAGUUAUGAAUGCUUGAGAAGAUCAGGACUGCAGCGAACUUUUGAGUCUGAAAGUUCCACAAGUUCUGUAUGGGUGUGACUUUGUAGGAGCGGUGCGCUUUCUGAUGUAUGUCGAAAGUUCGAGUUGAGCAGAUGACAUGUAAUGAAUAAUUCACCUGACAGAUUUAACCUCUGUUCUGCUUGUAGAGUAUCUGGAAGCAGGUAACAGUGUUGAAGGAAAUGAUGCGUUGUUCAGUGUUUUCAGUUAACGUAAAGCUGUCUUUUCUGUGAGUGACUUGCACUUCACGGAUACUCGAUCCUCACAUUCCUAAUGCUUGAUUUUAUUAGGAUCAGUAAGUCACUGUCUCCUGACUGGCUGAAUGCACAAGCUCUGUUCUGUUCACUGAUAACAUGCACAUGU